AUGAAAGUGGGUGAAGUGUUUUUACCGGAUGACCAGGAUUUUAAACAUUUUAAAAAUGAAUGUACUACAGAUGAUGGAUGGACAGUAUGUUAUGAUAAAUCAGCAUGUCGUGUAGCAACAAAGAAAAAUACUUUAUCCGCAUUUGAUGUUGUUCGUGUUCAAUCAGAAUUUAAUGAUAUAUCAGCGGAAUUACUUUAUGAUGUUUUACAUGAUAGUGAAUUUCGUUCAACAUGGGAUACAGCUAUGUUGGAAGGUGCUGACAUUUGUACAGUCCAACCAAAUAGCGAUAUUGGAUAUUAUUCCAGUUAG
This is a messenger RNA of Adineta steineri, 309 nucleotides long. The record is from the annotation of a GenBank genome assembly. Lineage: Eukaryota; Metazoa; Rotifera; Eurotatoria; Adinetida; Adinetidae.